Messenger RNA from Astrephomene gubernaculifera, 1987 nucleotides. Lineage: Eukaryota; Viridiplantae; Chlorophyta; Chlorophyceae; Chlamydomonadales; Astrephomenaceae. The record is from the annotation of a GenBank genome assembly.
UAAUCCUCUAAGUCGCGUUCACUGUGUAACUAAACCCUAUCUCGGUAAAGGCCAUCGUUCGCCUGGCACUAUUUCCACAAAUGGCCAUGGCAACGCUUCCGUUCCAAAGCACAACCUUUCCCCGUCGUCGCUUGCAAUGCACAUCACGAAAAUUGCCACUUAAUAUUGGCCUAGCGCGAUGCCGGGCCGUGGCAAAGUCUCGCUGCCUUGUGCGUGCGGAGCUGCAAGACCCACGCAAGAACGUGAGCACAGCUGUCGAUUCGUUUCUAAGGCGCUAUGACGUGGUGUCAACCGGAGUUGGCGCCCUGAUUGUGACCAGCUACUGCGUAUACGCCCAUGGCCAGGACCCCUUCACCGCCCUGGGCAUCACCUUUACAGCCACCGUGGUUGCCCUGGUCGCCAACGAGCUUCUCUUCUCCAACGAGCAGCGGCAUUGAGGCUGCUUCCGAACACAAAUGAUACUUGCCAACACAACCCUUCUGAGUGGAGGCAGAGAAAUAGAGAGAUGCAAUGAGGGGGAGGUAACAAGCACGGGGUGUGUGGACUCAUGCAGUGGGGGCCGCUUGACAGUUUUGCAAGCCUGUUGAGCGUUGUGAUACGCAAGCGCUGCGUUAACGGGAUGCCUUUUGAUACGCGGGCGCAGCAGGCUGAAGAGGAGGGGCAAGGCAUGGCAGGGCUCGGUUCGUUGGACGCUGGCGGGCUUAGGGCCGGGCAGUUGCGUUUUGGCUUUGGCAUGGCAUGGCCUCGGGGACCUUCUUGCCUUCACCCCAAGGCAAAGUUUGCCCGGGUGCUGCAGUGUGAGCAGUUUUUCAGAAGUGGAGGGUUGAGGUCGUGCGAGCGGUUACUAAGUAGAGAUUUGAGCGCGGAGGGUCGUUGGGCAGCGGCGGUGGGACGCACGAGGGAUCAAGAUUGAAGGAAGGCGCAGACGCGUUCUUGUACAGAGAGAAGACUAAACAAGUGCAUUAAAAAAAAGGUUAUGUUAUUCGCCGGAGUGCAAUUUGUUAGGGGGUGAGGGUGCGCGGGCACGUUAAGUAUUAUAUCAGGCGGGUUAGGACGGGCGUGGUCCUGGUUCGUUGCUAUGGUGUUUCCUGAUGUCUGGUCGGGGCUUACGUUUUAUUUUGUCGUACAGAACAUGUUGCAUUGAUCCGCGCAUUUGAGGGUGUCGUACUACCGCAUUCAGGCGCUCCUUGCGGCCUGUUUAAAGUUUUGAAAGAUAAAAUAGUUGCGAUGGCGGUUAAUGUGUGGAAACGCACGCCCCUGGGCACGAACCUCUUCAAUGUAUAACGUUAGUUGAUGCCCAGUGUUUUUUACCUUCAGUUGUUCCGUUGUUGCAGUCUAGUUGAUUACCGUUGUGGACGGUGUGUAUCCCAUAAUCCCAAUAAACAUCUGUUUUCGCUUGCUUUCGGUUCUGUUGCGUCCUGUCCUGGGGCCUGGAUGGCAUGGGAGGAGGGGUUGUGCCAAGCCAUGCCUGCCUGUCCUUGCUAUGCUAGGCCUUACGGGGGGAUCUUAAGGUUGCCGCAGUUCGUAUAGUAUUCCACGGCAAUCCUACUUAUUCGCAUAAAGUUGAAGGCAUGCAAGCGUGCAUUCUGGCGUUGCGCUGCUUAGGACGGGUGUCAGUGUGUUUGUCUUGACUUGCUUCGGGAGGUGUUCGUUGUAGCAGCCACUCAACCGGUGCAUGGGAUAUUGUAGAUCUUCAUUUACUCGUUUCAGGCUUCCAGCAUUCAGCUUGACCACUUUACAAGAGCCUGUUACCUUUCUCAAGUCGGAGGCGUGUUGGAGACUAGGGCCAAGCUCCAUGCUGAGCUCUCAGCUGAAUCCUGCUGAUCUGUGCCCACCAUGUGGAUUGCGUUGGGCAGACGCGGCGUCCUCCCAGGGAGCGUGUGUAGCAGUGUACACUAUUCAAUCCUGGGUGGAAGCAUGGGUACGCCCCAACCACAAUGGGCAUGUGCGCCACCUGCCGCUUGUGCAUGUAAGCCUAACCCACGUG